AUGCCACCACUAAGUUCUAAAGAAGUUAGACAAACUUUCAUAGAUUUUUUUAUUAAAAAAAAACAACAUCAAUAUGUUCAUUCAUCAUCUACCAUACCUCUUGAUGAUCCUACAUUAUUAUUUGCCAAUGCUGGAAUGAAUCAGUUUAAGCCCAUUUUUUUGGGUACAGCUGAUCCAAAUAGUGAUAUGGCAAAAUGGGUAAGAGUUGUAAAUACUCAAAAAUGUAUAAGAGCUGGAGGAAAGCACAAUGAUUUGGAUGAUGUAGGAAAAGAUGUUUAUCAUCAUACAUUUUUCGAAAUGUUGGGUAAUUGGUCAUUCGGAGACUACUUUAAGAAAGAAAUUUGUGCUUGGGCUUGGGAAUUGUUAACCACUGUCUAUCAUAUUUCACCCGACAGACUUUAUGUUACUUACUUUGGCGGUGAUUCUGCAUCAGGUUUAGAGCCUGAUAGUGAAUGUAAAAAAAUUUGGAUCGACUUAGGGGUGCCAGAAAGCCAUGUCUUACCUGGUAAUAUGAAAGACAAUUUUUGGGAAAUGGGGGAAACAGGACCAUGUGGGCCAUGUUCCGAACUUCAUUAUGAUAGAAUCGGAAACAGAAAUGCAUCACAUUUGGUAAAUCAAGAUGAUCCGGAUGUUUUGGAAAUUUGGAAUUUGGUAUUUAUUCAGUUUAACAGAGAAACAGAUGGAAGCUUAAAGACUCUACCUAAAAGGCAUAUCGAUUGUGGUAUGGGAUUUGAACGUUUGGUUUCCGUUAUUCAAAAUAAAAGAUCAAAUUAUGAUACUGAUAUAUUCACACCACUUUUUGAUGCUAUUCAAAAGGGAACAGGCUCACCUCCUUAUAAGGGUAAAGUUGGAGCUGAAGAUGUCGAUGGAAUUGAUAUGGCUUAUCGAGUAUUAGCAGAUCAUGCAAGAACUUUAACUAUUGCUUUAGCUGAUGGCGGCCGUCCUGAUAAUGUUGGAAGAGGUUAUGUACUUCGAAGAAUUUUGCGUAGAGCUAUUCGUUAUGGUACAGAAAAGCUCAACACGAAACCUAAAUUUUUUUCAAGUUUGGUUAAAACUGUGUGUGAUACAUUAGGAGAUACUUUUUCUGAAAUAAGAAGAGAUCCAGACACCAUAAUGGAAAUAAUUAACGAAGAAGAAGAACAAUUUUUAAAGACGCUUUCACGUGGUAGAAAUCUCUUGAAUAGAACUAUUGCCAAAAUAGGGAAAUCGAAAGUUUUGCCUGGAGAUGUUGCAUGGAGGCUUUACGAUACCUACGGUUUUCCCGUUGAUUUGACUCAACUUAUGGCGGAGGAAAAAGGAUUAUCGGUUGACAUGACCGGAUAUGAAGAAGCAAGAAAACAAGCUCAAUUGCUUUCUCAAGGAAAAGAGGGAAAAGUCGAUGACGGGAUAGCUUUGGAUGUUCACGCUAUCACCGAAUUACAAAAUUUGAAAAUUCCUCCUACUGAUGAUUCUCCUAAAUAUAAUUAUAAAGCUAAACAACAAGAUAAAAAUGCGGAAUAUGAAUUCCAGAAAUGUGAAGCCAAAAUUACAGCUAUACGACACAAAAAGAAAUUUGUCGACAGCAUUAAUUCCGGAGAAAAAUGUGGAAUUCUUUUGGAUCGCACUUUAUUUUAUGCAGAACAAGGAGGUCAAAUAUUCGAUGAGGGAUACAUGAUUAAAAAAAAUGACGAAAACGUAGAAUUUAGCAUUUACAAUGUACAAGUAAAGGCCGGUUACGUACUUCAUUUUGGAACGACAGAAGGGGUUUUCAAAAAAGGAGAUACUGUUGUGUUACAUUUAGAUACCGCUCGUCGUCGAUUGGUUAUGAACAACCACACGGGAACUCAUAUUCUUAAUUUUGCAUUGAGGGAAGUUUUAGGAAGUGGGUGUGAACAAAAAGGUUCUCUCGUAGCUCCCGAUAGGCUUCGAUUUGAUUUUACCAAUAAGAGUGCAAUGACACCUGAUCAAAUUAAAGCAGCCGAAGAUUCAGUUAAACGAGUUAUUGCUAAAAACUGUGAAGUUUUUGCUAAAAACACGCCAUUGGCAGUUGCCAAAACAGUAAAUGGAGUUCGUGCAAUGUUCGACGAACAUUAUCCCGACCCAGUAAGAAUCGUAAGUGUAGGAGCAGCCGUCGAAGAUUUGGUAGCAAAUCCUAGCAGCUCUUUGGGUAUGUCGGUUCCAGCAGAGUUUUGCGGUGGCACUCAUCUUCAUCGAUCGGGUCACGUUGGCGAUUUCGUCAUUUCCUCCGAAGAAGCCAUAGCGAAAGGAAUUAGACGUAUCGUUGCUUUAACCGGACCGGAAGCAAGCAAAGCUUUAAAAAAAGCAGCCAUUCUUGAAAAUGAAGUCAAUGAAAUAAAACAAAAAAUGAACGAUUCGUCUGCUCAAAAAAUGAUACCGAAAAAAAUUAUAUCACUCACCGAUGAUAUUUCACACGCCGUCAUUCCGUAUUGGAAAAAAGAAGAAUUGAGAAAUGCCCUGAAGGUUUUGAAGAAACAAUUGGACGAUAAAGAAAGAGCGAAUAAAGCCGCUUUAGCUGCAGGCGUCGUGGAACAAGCUAAAAAAAUAAUCGAAGCAAACCUUAAUAAACCUUUUAUCGUGGCCGAAGUCAAAGCAUUUUCGAACAAUAAAGCCGUGGAUACGGCUCUGAAACAAGUCAAAGCAUUAUCGCCAAAUACGGCCGCCAUGUUUUUCAGCGUCGAUCCGGAUGCAAAUAAAAUAUUUUAUUUAGCCUCCGUGCCAAAGUCUGCCAACAGUCAAGGGUUGUCAGCUGGUGAUUGGGUCAAUCACGUAUCACCAUUAUUAAAAGGAAAAGGUGGUGGAAAAGCAGAAUCUGCUCAAGGUUCAGGUUCGAACUUUUCCGCUUUGAAUGAAGCCAUGGAUGCAGCAAGAAAAUUUGCAUCUUCUAAACUAGGAGAAGGAAGUCAAGUCGUCGUCGGGACACCUUCUUCAGGUAAAUUAUUUAUCUCUUUUUAA
Messenger RNA from Pediculus humanus corporis (human body louse), 2952 nucleotides. Its product is annotated as Alanyl-tRNA synthetase, putative. The transcript is spliced from 12 exons. Gene Ontology annotation, cellular component: mitochondrion; cytoplasm. The coding region runs from base 1 to 2952 and encodes 983 amino acids. Gene Ontology annotation, biological process: alanyl-tRNA aminoacylation; tRNA modification. The record is from RefSeq and is a predicted model, not a curated record. Lineage: Eukaryota; Metazoa; Arthropoda; Insecta; Psocodea; Pediculidae. Gene Ontology annotation, molecular function: aminoacyl-tRNA deacylase activity; alanine-tRNA ligase activity; amino acid binding.